Molecule: messenger RNA, 880 nt
Organism: Camelina sativa (false flax)
Lineage: Eukaryota; Viridiplantae; Streptophyta; Magnoliopsida; Brassicales; Brassicaceae
Source: RefSeq, a predicted model, not a curated record
AACUCUUAAAUUAUAUUCAAUUAAUUUUUUUCUUUUUCUAAAAAACCUCUUAUUUUGUCUUUUAUCACCAAAUGCAUUUACAUACAUACACUGAUAGACACACACAUUCACAUAUUUUAUAUACGCGUUUUACGUCCAUACACUGAUGAUAUACGCAUACUUGCUUGUUGGAUUGUUUACUUAAUAUCUCAGCUUCUUCUUGUUACUGUCUCACUUUAGGGUUUUUAAUUUUUGUUGGUCUCUUUGUUUAGGGUCUCUUUUUCGUUUCUUCUUCGUCUAUUUAUUAUAUAUAUAUAGACACAAAAACGAGAGUUGUAAUUAGAAAGGAAAUGGAGUCUGCAAACAUCUUAAGAUCCGAUGAAGAUUGUCGCAGCUGUGAAUCUGGAUGGACGAUGUAUUUAGCCUCACAGUCUCAUGAUCAUAAUCACGACGGCUGUUACUAUGACGAUGAUGAUGAAGAAGAAGAAGAAGAUAGCGAUGGUGGUGAUUCGAUGGAUUCUGAUGCAUCUUCUGGUCCCAUGGAAGCCACAUGUCUCAAACUUGCCCAAGAGAUUGAGGAGCAAAACUCUGUAAUGAAGAAGAAGAAAAAGACUAAUGAAGAGAUGGUUUUGGUGGAGACGACUAGGGUUCACAACAACGUCAAUGAUGAUGAAGAUGAUAUUGAUGGAGAUAAUCAUGAUUAUGAUGAUGCUAAUGAUAGCUACAGUGUAGUUCAUAGCUACGUUGGUUCUGUUAGACAAAAAGGGUUAGUUUGAUUUUAUAUAUUGACUUUGUGUCUAUGUUUAUUCAAGUGUUAUGUUCAAUUCCAAUGUUAUUUUUCUUACAUGAUCCCAAAUGUUAUGUCCUUUUGUUUUAAUUAUGAAAAAAAUAAAUAUCUCUA